Messenger RNA from Uranotaenia lowii, 10054 nucleotides. RefSeq lists its product as uncharacterized. The transcript has 19 exons. Bases 2212 to 9717 code for a protein of 2501 amino acids. Gene Ontology annotation, biological process: signal transduction. The record is from RefSeq and is a predicted model, not a curated record. Gene Ontology annotation, molecular function: protein binding. NCBI's taxonomy places the organism in Eukaryota, Metazoa, Arthropoda, Insecta, Diptera, Culicidae.
AAAGACGGCGGACACACGCGAAUUUGAUGCGCGUUUUGGCGUUUGCUCGGUGGUUUCCGUUUUGAGAAUUUUUUUCGCUUCUUCAGUAGUAUCAGUCUCUCUCUUUCUAACACGUGUGUUUCGUGUAUACGGACGACGAUGUGAAGUCGAUCGUUGUUGGUGGAAGCAAGACGCAACCUGCGUCGAGGUGCUGCAAUAAAAUUGAAAUAAAAAAAAAGUGCACAGAAAGACGUCGGUCGCGGGUUUUCUUCAGUUCGAAUAUCGAGAAUUCAACAUAAUAAUUUCGAUUACUACUAUUAACUACUCUUACCAUUUUCCCAGAUUGUGAAUGGGAAGUUUCGUGCGUAGUUUUGUGCGUGCCGUGUGGAAGUGAGAUUUUUGUGCAAGUUUCUUUUGGUUCUUCUUCGUGGUGUGGAAGAAUGAACGGCGAAGAAGUGCUGCUGCUGUGAAAUUCUUGUGGGGCCCCUGGGAUGAUCAACAACAAAACCAAAAGCAAGCAACUGAAGAAAAAAAAAAGCGCAAGGUAAUAUUUUGACGGCAAUCCCUCAAUUGGAAUGAUCUUUCUUUUGGGAAUUCUACGCAAAAGUCUUCUAUAAUUCUUCAAACCUUUUCGCCGGUGAAGUUUCUUCAUUGGAAAUUGUUGGUGUGAUAAAAGCAAAACAAAAAAGAUGGCAGAAUGGCUGCUUUGAUCGUGGUUUUUCUUCACUCGAAACGCUGAUCGACGACGACGACGACGACCGCAAAGGCCCGGUUAGAGAAAAAUAAAGCGGAAAAACGAGUUGAAAAACAAAAGCAAACUUCAAUUCAAGCAAGAAUCGUCUCAACUCAAGGUUGGUGGGAAACCCGAGCAAAAAAUUUCUCUACCAAACACCACCCCCCUCGAUUUAAAGUUGAUAUUUUUGUUAAUAAGUUAACAGUUUGAUCGAUUCAAAUUUGAAAAAGAAUCAAGAAGAUCAUUCAAGCGAAGUUUGGUUAUAUUUAUGCGAGCGACGAGGAAACGAAACAUCAAAAGAGAAUAACAUAACGAAAGAAAUCAGUAAAAAAAGUAGACGGCAAACCCGAGAAGUGAAUCAAAAAAAAAAACGCGAGUGCAAAAAUAAAACGAAUCGAUCGAGAACGGAAAUCGUUGCCGUUUGUUGUAUGUUACUUAUUUCGAUCUUACCUUACCUACUUGUUCCCCCUUUCGAAUUCGACCGAUUUCCCCCCUUUGUUUGCAUCCAGCUAAAGAAAAAAAAAGAAGAUUGGUUAAAGUAACCUGCUCGUUAAUAAAUUGAGCUUAAGUUACGAAGAAAAAGAAAAGUGAGGGAAAACGCAAAAGGAAUAAAUUAAAAGCUAAAGAAAGGUGUGCGGUGUGUUGUUCAAGUGUGGAAUUCAACCGGAAGUGCUGUUGGCCGAUUGUGUUUUGAUCAAUUCUUGGUGAAGUUGGCAAAGAAGAAGAAAGCUUAAGCCAAAGGGAGGAUAACGUCCGUUUUGUGGAUUAAUCUGGACGAUCGCGGUUCUUCGAUUCAGCUGAGUAACGGACCUGUGUAUGGUCGGAUAGGAAAACUAUUUUCUAAAGGUGAGACUUGUCAACAAAAACGCUGUCCAGGGAUCUGGGAGGUGCCGCUUAUUUAGAAGAUCGUUGGAACGCCUCGAACGGACAUUAAGUAGCAAGAUUAAGCGCAUUCCAGCAGCCGGCCAUUCGGUUUUUCAAUUUUCGGAAAGUACUAGCUGCCGGGCACCGUAUUUGGGAUUAAUCCUGUGACCACUUAGGACUGCAAAUAUGGCCACUCCAUAAUAAGUGACGAGGGACCUUGGCAAAGGACGAAAAUUGGCUGGCGAUAAGAGAGUCUGUUACUCGUCGUUACUUUAAUAACCGGAACUGAGUUAAGAGCUGAUGUUGCGUGAAGACUGAAAUUGAUGCUUUCAGUUCAAGAAGCCGAGGGAUGUCACCAGCACGGUGUUUUUGUCGAUAAUUGCCUGCGGACGACCCUGGCCGUGAAUGACCGAGAACCCUUGCUCGGGCUCUGACUUGAUCAACGAAACACCGGACAACUCUCUGUUUAAUGAGAUGUAGCCAUCGGAGCGGCUUCUAAGGCCGAGAAAGCCUGUCGUUUGUCCUGUCUCGUUAUUGACCGCGCGUGUAAUUAUAACUUAGUUCUGUUGGAUAGUUCGGAGGAAUCGAAUCGGAAUUUUUACGUAACGCCCUUCCCCUUUUGGAAGUAACUUAAAAUGUCUGAAAUGAGUCCAAGUGGCGCAGAUGGAGUGGGGGGAGGAUCCAACCCAAUAAGUCGAGCCGUAUCACCCCCACCUCAACACAGACAAGGUCCUCUGCCGCCGAUUCCGGCCGUGAGGACUUCUUCCCUUCCGCCAAAUCAGCAGCAGCCAAUCCCUCAACCUCGAUCCAGUACCCAGCUGACUACCCAAGCGAUUGUGCAUCAUCAUCAUCACAAUCCUCAGCAGCCUGCAGUCAGCUCUCAACAUCCGCAGCCGCCAAUUCAUCUUCAACCUCAAGUGAUCAUUGCUUCUGGUCCUCCACCGGGACCGCCUAAUGUUGGUGCAAGUAAUAACAGUGCUGCUGCGAUACUUCAGAUGCAACAGCAACAUCAGCAACAACAACAACUUCAUCAAUUGCAACAGCAUCAGCAGCAGCAUCAUCAGCAGUUGCAGAAUCCAUCGAACGGGAUGAUGAUGAUGAUGGGUGCCGGCGCUGCUUCUGUUCCUGUUCCUCCGGCAUCUGGAGCUUCUUCUGGAGCCAUCGGUAGCAAUCAGAUUUAUCCCACAUCGACUGGUCUUGUUAGUGGACCUCGCAUCGUAGUUCUGCAUCGACAGAAUGGUGACUUCGGGUUCACCCUGCGCCAUUUUAUCGUCUACCCUCCGCCGGAAGCAACAGCGGACCCCUCGGCCAACCGUCUAGCGGAAGCGAUCGGAAUGCCCAACUUUGCCCAACCCAUGGAUACGGUAUUCGUGAAAAAGGUUCACCCGAACUCAUCGGCGUUCCUGGCUGGCCUACAAGAAGGGGACCGGCUUCUGGCGGUCAAUGGAAUUGCGGUCACCAGCAUUCCGUAUGCGCAGGUGGUCGCAACGAUCCAACAAACUCCGAAAACCCUGACGCUUCAGGUGGUACCCAAGAACUACGAUCUGCUGCAGACGUACUUCAGCGAAACGGCCUACAAUCCGGAAACGAAUCAGCGACCGCAGCCGCAACAACCACAACACCAGACGACGCUGUUUCUCCCGAAAGCGGCUUCUACCCCAACGCCGAGUUCCCGACCUACCAGUAGCAAUAGUAAUGUGAUAACGGCAGCUCAUGGAGCAGCCGGUGUCAAACGAGUGCUGAACGAUGUACAGGAGAAGCAGGAAUCUCUCUACAGUACACUGCAGGAGAUUGUGGGGAAUGCCGUUGCCGGUGGCUCUAGCAGCAGCAACAACAAUGGUGGUAACAAUAAAGCAAUCUACGCCGAGGUUUCCCGAGUACGAUCGCCACCGGUAGCGGCGGAAGCUCCCCAACUUCACAACCCGCAACAACAGCAGCAGCGUAUCAACAAACCUUUGAUCUUUGACUUCGAUCCGGUCAAACAGCAACAGUACCUGGUUCAGCAACAGCAACAACAACAGAAGCAGCUGCUGCAACAGCAGCAACUUCAACAGCAACAACAGUACCGUGACAGUGAUUCCAUUAGUUCGUACGAUUCGAUUAAAUCCGGUGCCACGCUAACAGCUUCGCCGAGUGACGUCCUCUCGCUUGGCAACGUCAGCGGUGAAAGUGGCGACAGUGCAAUAAUGUCUCGACUGCGCAAAAGCUUCGAGCAAAAGGAAGAAUUCCUGCGGCGACCGAUCGGAACAACCCCGUUGGACGUCCUGCAGCAGCGGGAGUUUUACAGCCGACCCAAUCGGUUGCAGAAAACCGUCUGGCCUCCGAUGAUGCCACUGGCCGCUGGCCAGCAACAACAAUCUUCAAAAGCAACACCUGUGAUAGCAACAACCACCAACAAUAACAGCAACAUCAAUCCCAACGAGCAGCAAGAUUCCUUAACGAUGGCGGCCCAGAAGCCGCUCAAAAUUUCUUCCGGAACACAAACGGCUGUUCCGGGCAAGCCGGUUCCAACGGCCCGGGAACAACACACCUCCCAUCUGUCGGCAAUAAGGGAACAGUUUUUCAGUGGAGUUAACGGCCUAAAUGUAGACCCCUAUCAAAUUCCACCGAAGUCAGCGCCAGCUUCGCUGCUGCCUCAGCAGCAACUGCAACCGACUCAACAACAGCAACAGCAACCGAUGCUCUCGCCGCAUAGUAUGCACGUUGUUUCGGAGAAGGCUAAGCUGUUUGAGUCCGGGAGGCCCUUGUCUCCGGAUGGUGUCGAUCGUGCUGAGCUUUAUAAGAGUGAGCUGAGCCGGUUGAACCCGAAACAGGUCGUUUCCAACGUUUCGGUGCGACGGAAAGAGUUUGAACUUAAAGCUGAAAGUACCGGCUGGCGAAGGUCGACAGAGGAAAAACCCCGCUCGGUCAGUUCCGAUUCGGAAUCGCACCGGACCCCAAUCCGGGUCCGGUCACUCUCGGUCGAAUCCAGCUGCUCUAGCUCCCUAAAGGAUCACUCCCCAGUUCGUCCAGCAGCCAAUGCGAUGCUGGCUGAUCAAGAUCAAGGCCCACAAUCUUUGCCGGGUGCAUCUGGUCCCGGUGGCUGUACCUUGCUCCGACAGCGGCCGGUUCGGGAAAACUCCUACCGCAAUGCGGUCCGAAACUCGACAGCAUUUUGGCUACAGGGACCGGCCUCAUCGGGAGCAUUUGUACCGCCACCAAUCAUCACCUCCACGAACACCACCACAAACAACCACAACACUGCAUCAUUCUUACCACCACCAACAACAACAUCAUCUGCACAACAGUCACAAUCCUUAAUGAGUCCCGCUCCUGUCUCAGCUCCCCUCCCAAAUACUGUCCAAAACUCCAACGGCAGAGUGUUCUCCUUCAACGGUUCCAACGGAAAAACCCUAACGCUGGGCAUGGCUCCGAUUCCUCCGGUUCGAACAUAUGCAGCCGCUCACAGGCUGCAACCUCUCUCAGAGGAACAGUUCCGGAUGAAAAUGAUGCAUCGCAAUCAAACGAUUGUCGAGGUUCACAGUCAACCGGAAGCUGGAACCGGAUCGGAGCAAUUUUGCUGCAGUAGUGACGAGGGAGCUGGAACCGAUGGGGAUUUCGAUAUGAAGUUGCUUCCAUCUCCUAGUUUGUAUUCUCAAUCCCCACUCCUGUCUCCUUUGCUUCCCUUAAAUUUAAACACUCCCAACAACAACACUGGCACCAACACCUCCAAUGCGCCGCGGCUUUCUUCGACAAAUGCCGGAAGUGGCGGCAACAAGAUGGCGGUCCGGCCGACGACGUUGAAUUUGUGUUCAGAUGCCAACCAGGUGGUAAUGCGGCAGAAACAAAAGCACUUCCAUCCGGGCUCCGGAACCACCACCAAUCCCCUAACAAUCGAGGAGGAUGAGCGUAAAACUCGGCGCAUUUCCUACCUUCGGGCCACCGCCCACGACAACCUGUUCCAGAUGAUGGAAAGUGAUCCUUCGGAGGGAGGAAGUCCAAUGUCCCUACCACCGGACACCCCAGACACGGAACCGGAAACGGGUGCCGCGGCCGGAAACACUUCAACAACAACGACGGCAGCAUCCGGAGCAACAGUGACGACAACGAUCGACGAGGAAUCUCUGGUUCCAGGAUCUGUGACCGGCAUCAUCGAUCAUCAGCUCCAAUCGAAGGAUCAACAAUCGCAACAACUCAAGAGUGCCCACCGGCCCUGGCGACGUCCGCGUUUUACCACCGACAUUCAACCGCUGCGAAGGUUGUUCGAAGAUUCCCCACCCCCGGUCAGUUUGCCUCCGAUUCCGGAAACGGGGGCCGGUCAACAGCAGCUACUUCCGGUUCCAGAACCCCCCUCGAGUGAGAUGCUGGAAAGUGACGACGGUGGAGAAUUGGAUCAGGAUAUGCUGCUGAUGGAUUCCAGGUUGGCGGUUGGGCAGAAGCGAUCGGCCUCGGUGCAUCUGGCCGGACAUCAGCAGAUGAGUGGAAGCAGCAUGGGUAAUCUGCACGUGAUAACGACGACUUCCGCUUCCGGUGUGGUCACCCGAAGCUACUUUUUCGCUCAGAGCCACAGUGCCAAAUCGAAGGCGUUGGCCCACUUCCGGGAUAGUCCGGCAGAUCCGGCGGCCCCGCUCAUCCGGGAGGGGGAGCUGAACGUCAAGGUAACGCUCCUGGACGGGAAACGGUCCCAGGAUCGCAGCUGGCGAACAGUCCACGCCGAGCUGCGUGGCAACCGGCUGAAGCUGACGCUGUUGCGUGGCGGCGAUGCCAAAAGUGGAACCGGACAGAGUCCGGAACCUUCGGGGAUAAUCGAUCUCACCAACUUCCACGUGGCCGAGGGAAACUACACCAAGCGGAAGAAUGUUUUCAAACUGUCGACGGUGUCCUAUCCGCAGCCGAUUGCCGGUCAGGGAUCUUCAGGGAUUCAACAGCACCAGCACUUGGCCCAAUCGCAUCAGCAUCUGGCGGUACAUCAUACGCAAUCGGCGGGGGCAGUUGGUUUGGGGGGAAGUAGUGGGCCGUCAUCUUCGGUACCCUAUAAGGGCUACGAGAGGGAACUGCUGCUGCAGGCCGACUCCCAUCAGGAUAUGCGCCUCUGGAUGGACUCGCUGGGGACAGUUUGCCGGAGUAGCCAGUACCUGAACAGUAGUGAUUACAUCAACAGUGGCCUCGGAGGCCAGCAGGCGGAACCUCAACGGGUGGCCGCCCUCACCAGUGUGCAAUCGACCAGCAACGACGAAUUCUCGCCGCUACUUUCGACCAAAUCACACCGGAAGUAUGCCCUAGGUUCCCGAUCUCCUUCCGGCCAAUCGCCGGUUACCAAAAGUAGAAAAACGCCGCAGCAGAGCAGUGCGGCCAUCCUGACACCGGCAGCCGUUGCCCACGCAAAUGCCGCCAGCCACAGUGGCAAGGAAAGCUCGGACAAGGAGACGGGCUCCCCGAAGUCGAAAACCUGGAAAGGAAUCGUUGCCCGACAGUUCCGCAAAAUGCAGGGUCAACCAGGAUCACCCGGUUCCCAGCAUCCGGAAAUCCUUCUUCCGGACGGAGCUUCCAUUAAUGUCCCUCUCCAACUGUGCCCUCAAUCGGAGGAAAACCCCUACGUCCCGCUGCUCCUAGCCAAAUGUACCGGCAUCGUCGAGAGCAAAGGCCUCGGUGUCAUCGGAAUCUAUCGGAUACCCGGAAACACCGCAGCCAUCUCGCAACUAACGGAACAAGUCAAUCGGGGCAUGGACGAAACGACCCUUAAAGACCCGAAGUGGGAAGACGUGAACGUAGUAUCAUCCCUUCUGAAAUCCUUCAUUCGAAACCUUCCGGAGCCCCUCAUCCCGGCCGACCUCUACCAAAGUUUCAUCCAGGUCGACAAGUUAAUAAGCGGCCAGCAGCGCCUCAUCGAGCUGAAGCAGCUUCUGAAGCGCAUUCCCGUCUACAACUACGAAACCCUGAAACAUCUGAUGCGGCACCUGAGUGUGAUAAGCACCAAUGCCCUAGUUAAUCUGAUGGAUCCCCGCAAUAUGGCCAUCGUGUUUGGCCCCUCGGUGGUGCGGAGUGCCAACGAGUCGCUCGAGACCGCCGUCAAGGACAUGAAACACCAGUGCCAGAUCGUCGAGGUGCUCAUUACGCAUUACCAGUACUUCUUCGAGGACGACCUGCUGCCGAAUGUGGUCGAGAAGCCGGCCACGACCACCGUCGAUUCCGGCCUGGAGGUUCCCUCCACGUCGCUGUUGCUGGAUAAUGUUUCUAAAAUUGAACCCUUCAAAGAAUCAUCAAAGGAAAGUAGUUCCCAUUUCGUGGCCCAGAUUGUGCAGGCGGCCAACAGGAAGAUCCGAAGGACGGCCCAGCGUAAGAGCACCAUGUCCUCGACGACUCCGGACUCGCUGUCGCUCGAUAGCACCACGUCAGCGGAAUCCAAGGAACAAUCGUCACGAAUUUCGCACCGAUACCUGCUUCCUGGAACGGCAGCUAGCCUUGGAGCAGGUCGCGGUGGUGCUGGAAGCGGAAGUCAGUCGGAUCCGGGCGGUGCGAGUCAUCAUCAUCAUCGCCAUCAGCAUCAGCAUCAGGUGGUGGUGAGGAUGGACGAAAGUCAGAAGGAGAAUCAUCAGUACUACCAUCAGCAGCAGCAGCAGCAGCAGCAGCAGCAGCAAAUGACCACCGGAACGGUGGCGUCGGGAGCAACAGCAGGGACAGGAAAUGUCGAUGGACGACACCACAGCACCCAGAGCAACGACGACAACUCAUCAGUAUUAAACCGAUCGUCCGAGGAGGAUUCCAACGAUAGUGCAUUUGCCGAUAAUGGUUCGAUGUCCCUAAACGUGGUCACCAUCGCCCUGGAUCACAAGCUACGUUCGAUCCGAAAUUCCUCGAUCGACUCCGACCGGGACCUGGUGGACACAACGACGCUGGAAAGCGAUGGGGACAACAGCAGCAGUUGCUACAGCAGCAAUAAUGGUGGCAUAACGCUACGAAGUUCAACUCCAACCCGUAGAUCGAUGCACCAUUCGAGGCCUCUAACACUGGGCGAAAACAUUCCCUAUGCCGACGAAUCCCCGGAACGUCCGUUGAUCCCGACUCGGUCGAAACCUCUGCGGCAAAACAGCGGAGCUAGUGGUGGAGGACCUUUCAAAAAGUCCUCACCGGACUCCGGCAGCAAUAACAACUUGGUGAACAACAACAACACCAGUGGAAGUACCCAGCAGGACGAUUCGGUGAAAUCGGCCCAAUCGCAGAAGUCGAUCGAUAGCGGAGGAACUGGGACGACGACGACCGGAACGAAUUCCACCAACGAUAGCUGCGUAACCCUCAUCAACGAUCUGGACCUGGAGGAGGAGGACAAGGUGAACAACAUUUCGGUCAGCUCGGACGAUACGGACACUUCGACGACGAGCAACCCUCGGGAAAAGUUGACCUCCACCUAUAGGAUCGAUACCGAGGUGCUGAAAAAGAUGAAUCGGAUAUUGACCAAUCUGGAACGGAAGGCGAACAAUUUGGAGCGGAAGUUCAACCUCAAUCGGUCCCUUUCGCUAAAUUACAAAAACCACAAGAACUUGGUGGAGUGUUGUUGUGUGGCUCAUGUAGCAGCAACUGGCCAAUGCUGCAACAACAACAAUAACAACAAUAGCAGCUGCCAGAACAAUCUGCACAGUGGCCACAAUCAGAGUCAAAAUUUGACCAACAACAACAGCAGCACCGGUAACGUGGCCAUGGUCCGAUCCCGGCUGCUGAUGACCAAGGACGAAAAGACGGACAAAAACAUCAACCGGAGGCGGCAAAUUCACGACGUCAGCCAAACGGUUCUAGUAGGUGCAGGGACAAUGUGCUGCGCCGGUGGUCAUCACGGUUCCAGCUUGGGACCGGGACCAGGAAUGAUCUCAUCAUCGGCGGGUGGUCAGGGUCCACAGAUUAUCCUGACUCCGACGGCGAACAAUCAACAACAACAACAACAACAGUCGAGUAAUGUGGGAGGUGGUGGACGGCAGCGGAGGCAGCUCGGAAAUCGAUCCAUCCGGAGACGGCACACCGUCGGGGGAACGCACGAUUACUGUUCGAACGCGGGAAAAGUGGUUCAGCAUACCGCGGGGGGUCAGUGUCGGUUGAUGCAGAAUGCAUCGACGGGGACUCCCGGAAGUGCUGCUGCUACCAAUGCAGACGAUAAAAAGGAUGGCUGUUAAAAACGUAACAAUUCUAUCACACCGAAUGGGGAAUUGGCAAAUAAUGUGGACGCGUUAGACUUCUUUUUCGGAUGAGAGAAAGAAUAAUACUUUUGUUAUUUGGAUUUAAGUGUUUGUGUACCACACCGUCAGGGAAGAAGGUACAUAAAAGUCUAGAGUUCUAACUAGAGAUUAAGCGCUUCUUAGUAUUGUUUGUCAAACUCAAAAUUAAGAACCUGUUAUUUCAGAAUGUAUAUGUAAUAUCUAUCCUUAGAGUUAACAAAUCCAAUUCUUUGGUUUUGGAUGCGUUUUUUUUUGUUCUUUCCUUUUCAAUCUUAUAAUAAAUGUAGUGAGCGAU